GCCUGCUUGCCUCACUCUCGUCUCACGCUCGCACACGGACAGAGCAUGCGCACUCUCCGGCCGUAGGAAGAAGAGAGUAGCGUUUGUUAUUACGAAAAGCAUUACCUGGACUAUAGCUUUAUAGUGUUCUAUCAUCGUCUUGUUUUUUUUUUCGUGUUCGUAUCAGGUUGACUUUGCGGAGAAGUGUGGUUUUCUAAUCAAUUCUGAGCGAAGACUCGCCUUGUGAAGUUCCUCCGUCGGUGUACAUCGGAAGCACAAACUCCAUCAGAAGUCGCAUAAGGAAUUGCAAGACAUUCGAUUUGCUGGAAAACGGCUUUAUCAGUCUGUAAAAAGGAGGAUAACCUAAAUCGUCAGUUUGAUAACAUUUUACGCAGAAAGAUAACUGAUUAGCAAUACUAUUAUAGCGUGGAGUAUAUGAUAAACAAAAUUUGGUCUGACUGCAAGGGAGUGAUUCACUGUGGACGGUAAGAGUGAAGCGUGAGCAGUGACUGGAUUUCUACCACCGCCAUGGGUCUCGGGAUCGUGGACAUUUUGUUGCUGACGCUAUCUGUGUUGGUGAGCGCGGUCAUCGGACUCUACCAGGGAUAUGUGGGGCGCCGCGCCACGCCCGAAUGCUACCUCAUGGGCUCGAGGAAGAUGAAGCCCUUGCCGCUGGCCAUGAGCAUGAUGGUGGGCACAGUGUCGGCCAUCACCAUCAUGGGCAACGCGGGCGAGAUGUACGCGUACGGCACGCAGCUGUGGAUCAUGGACCUGGGCAUCAUUCUGGCUCUGGUCAUCAUCGCUAAGGUCAUGAUCCCCAUCAUCCACCCCAUGGAGGUCGUCUCGCUGUACGAGUACAUUGAGAAGCGGUUCAACGCGAAAUGGCUGCGGCAGGCCACCGUGGUGCUGCAGCUGGUGGGCGGCUACUUCUUCAUGGGCUUCCUGCUGUACCCGCCCUCCAUCGCCUUACAAGCCUUCACGGGGCUCAACAUUCUCCUCAACAUCUUCAUUAUGGGCGCCACCUGCACUUUCUACUCUGCCAUUGGUGGCGUGAAGGCGGUAGUGUACACAGACGUGUUCCAGGCACUCGUCAUGCUGGCGGGUGUUUUAGCCAUCGUCAUUAUUGGCUCUCUCAACGUCGGCGGCCUCGACACGGUGUGGGACAUCGCCUACCACCAUAACAGGACGGAGCUCUUCAACUUUGACUUAGACCCAUAUCAGCGCCACAGCUUCUGGCUUUGCCUCGUACUGGGCUUCUUCUUCGCUCUGGGAUCGUAUGGCGUCAACCAGAGUCAGACUCAGCGCUUCUUCAGCACCAGGACCGUCCAGGAAGCCCAGAGGGUGCUUUAUUACGCUUCGGGUGGAAUGAUAUUACUGAGAGGGCUGAUCCACCUUUCGGGGCUGGCCAUCUACGCCCACUUCUACAAGUGCGAUCCCCUGGCGGCUCCUGGGGCUGGGGAACCUGCUUACGUGGUCAUCCUCUACGUGCUGACGGUGCUGACGAGAGUCCCUGGUCUCGCCGGCAUCUUCGUAGCGGCCAUUUACGCUGCUGUUCUUAGUUCGGUCUCGACGCAGCUCAACUCCAUGACAGCUUUACUGUGGGCAGACUUCCUCAAACCUCAUCCCUUCUUCGCUUCCUGGAGCGAUGUCAAGGCUGGAGCUUUACAGAAGGUUUUAGUCUUGCUCUCUGGUGUCGUGGCCAUCGUGUUGGGUCUAGCGGUGUCCAUGCUGGGCAGGUCCUUCCUAAGAGCACUCUUCGCGAUCAACGGCGCUCUCUCAGGUCCUCUCAUCGGCCUCUUCAUCGUCGCCCUCUGCCUGCCGUGGGUUAAUCUGAAGGGUGCUUCGUCUGGUUUCCUCGUUUCCAUUGUCAUGAGCAUAUGGUUAGCUUUUGGUCAGCUGUUGACUCAGACCAAAGAACCUUACCUGCCCAUGUCCCAGGAAAGCUGCCCUGCCACCAACACCACCGAUGACAGUAUUACUAUACAAACGGAGGCAGAAACUGAUGUUCACGUUAUCUACGGUUUGUCUUACUGCCUUAAUUCUUUCCUUGGGGUAGUCAUCUGCAUUCUAGUGGCCUUCAUCGUCACUCUGUUCACGGGCACUAACUCCCUGGAAGACGUAGACAAGAGGUACGUGAACGGAACAGCGUGGCGGCUCUUCGAGAAAUGGACCCUCAUCCAGGGCAGAGAAUCCCUCAUCAAGAAGCUACUCCGACGCCCAGCCUCUUCUCCCGCGGAAAAUAAGGAAAAUAAGAAAGUGGAAGAGAAGGAGAUCGAAUUGGGAGACCCUGAGGAAAAGGAGAUUUUGCCAAGUAACCGAGAUCUGGCAGAGGUGAAGGCGGAUGGCGAGGCAGCGGGUCGUGGGGCUGUUUAAGGUGAUUGUGUACUUUUUCCCUUAGACUGAAAGCACAAAUACUGACAUGGUUCUUUUUUUUUUUAAGUGCAUGCAAAAGACGGUGUUGAAAAGAGUGUUUGUGAUGGAUUUCUUCUUUCUUUUCUUGGUGUCGUAGGAAAAAAUAGAAGGGAAAGAAAAGCUGUUGAAGGGACUUUACGAUGAAAGUGCAAUGGCAAAGGAAUAAAGGCAGGGAGACAAAAAGGCUGGUGAAUAUGAGACAGAAAGUCAAAUGCAAUUUA
This is a messenger RNA of Penaeus chinensis, 2612 nucleotides long. RefSeq names its product sodium-coupled monocarboxylate transporter 2-like. The record is from RefSeq and is a predicted model, not a curated record. The coding region runs from base 508 to 2352 and encodes 614 amino acids. The transcript has 11 exons. Gene Ontology annotation, biological process: sodium ion transport; transmembrane transport. Gene Ontology annotation, molecular function: symporter activity. Gene Ontology annotation, cellular component: membrane. Lineage: Eukaryota; Metazoa; Arthropoda; Malacostraca; Decapoda; Penaeidae.